ACAAAUUGCACUUAUACAUACAAUAUAUGCAUAUAGGUGGACGUGUAUAUAAAUAUAAGGAUUGUGUCUCACCACAACACAUAUUUUGAUAACCUUCACUUUCCAUUAUCCUCUCUAACUUCCCUCUUCUUGAUAGAUCUCUCUUGGUUGAUACUCAUGGAUCCACCAUUCAACGAAAUAUACAAAAACCUUUUGUUUAAACAGAUCACAAAUACAGAAAACAAUGUUCCCCAAAUACCCUUUAGCUUCUCUAUCACGGCUGUCGUCGAAGAGGUGGAGCUUCCACUGAUUGACGUCAGCCGACUAAUCGAUGGAGCCGAGAAGGAGAGGGAGAUAUGUAAGGAAGAGAUUGCUAGAGCCUCGAGGGAGUGGGGAUUUUUCCAAGUGAUAAACCAUGGAAUAUCAAUGGAUGUGUUGGAGAAGAUGAGACAAGAGCAAAUUAGGGUAUUUAGAGAACCCUUUGACAAGAAAAGUAAGUCGGAGAGGUUCUCAGCCGGGAGUUACCGGUGGGGAACGCCGUCAGCCACUUGUCUCCGGCAGCUUUCUUGGUCGGAAGCAUUUCAUGUUCCCAUGACAGAUAUUUCUGACAACAAGGAUUUCACUACCCUCAGAUCAACAAUGGAGAAAUUUGCUUCGGAAUCGGAGGCUCUAGCUUAUACUUUGGCAGAGGUUCUUGCAGAGAAAUCAGGAAGAAAAUCAAAUUUCUUUAAAGAAAAAUGUGUUAGAAACACAUGUUAUCUAAGGAUGAACCGUUAUCCACCUUGUCCAAAACCAUCAGAGGUGUACGGUUUAAUGCCUCACACGGACAGUGAUUUCCUCACAAUCUUGUAUCAAGACCAAGUCGGAGGACUCCAACUCAUUAAAGACAAUAGAUGGAUCGCCGUUAAACCUAACCCUCGUGCUCUCAUUAUCAAUAUCGGUGACUUAUUUCAGGCAUGGAGCAAUGGCAUGUACAAAAGUGUGGAGCAUCGUGUGAUGACGAAUCCAACGGUGGAGAGAUUCUCAACGGCGUAUUUUCUAUGUCCAUCAUACGACGCCGUUAUAGAGUGUUCAGGUGAUUGUCCUACUUAUAGAAAUUUCAGCUUCAGAGAAUUCAGACAACAAGUUCAAGAAGAUGUUAAGAAACUUGGUUAUAAAGUUGGCCUCCCUAGGUGUCUCAAGGACAGGGAAGACAUCAUGCUCCAUACUUAGCUUAAAAGGUUUACAAAGUUUCUAACGUACCGAUCUCGAACGGUGUGGAACUUCCCAAGACUCUGUUCAAGAUCGAUUGAAGAAAGGUUUUUGGUCUGAUGAUUAAUCCGGUCGAGUUGCAAGGGAUAAGGGAGGCUAGAGCCAAGAUUAUUUGUCUUGGAUCGAGUUUGGACUUUGGAGAGUGAGUACUCUGAGUUGAGUAAGGAAGAGUUUGAGUUUGAGCUUGCUAAGAGAAUCCGAUUUGGCCAAUGAUCCGGUGAUGCCUCGCAUCUCUAAAUGCUAUUGAAUUAAUGUGGGCGAAUUAUAAAUAAAACUGUAGUUUAUAAAGUAAGGCACAGUAGUACAUUCUUAAGUGACCAUUUUACUGGGCCAAAGCUAAACUCCAUAAGAUAUAUAUGUACAUAUGCAAGCCCAAGUAAGAGAGAACUGAGUGAAUUUUUUGUUUUUAUAUAUAUCAUGUUUUUGUUUGUUAAUGUUGUAUAUAAGUUUUUUUUGUUUGUUAAAUUUAUAUAUACAUAAUGUUUGUAUUACUUAUAUUUAUUAUAGUCACUACCUUUACAUUCAGUGAUAUGUAAUAUAUCUUAUCUAACAUGAUGAAACAGUAAAUG
This is a messenger RNA of Brassica napus (rape), 1799 nucleotides long. Its product is annotated as gibberellin 2-beta-dioxygenase 8-like. Lineage: Eukaryota; Viridiplantae; Streptophyta; Magnoliopsida; Brassicales; Brassicaceae. Bases 157 to 1191 code for a protein of 344 amino acids. The transcript is spliced from 4 exons. The record is from RefSeq and is a predicted model, not a curated record.